AUGGAGAAAAUUGCAUUAAUACAAAGUCCUUUAGAUUUUAUUCGCCUAAAUAUGGAAGAAGAGAUAUUUCUAAAAUGUAAAGGAGAUAGAGAAAUAAUAGGAAAAUUAGAUGCUUACGAUAAUCACUUAAAUAUGAUUUUAUCAAAUGCUCGUGAAACUUAUAGUGUAAAAGAAAAUGAUCAAGAAUGUAUUAAAAAAGUGGAAAGAAAUUUAGACAUGGUAUUUGUUAGAGGAGAUUCUAUUAUAUUAGUAUCAUCUGCAUUAAAAUAA
Molecule: messenger RNA, 270 nt
Organism: Plasmodium relictum
Lineage: Eukaryota; Apicomplexa; Aconoidasida; Haemosporida; Plasmodiidae
Gene: LSM3
Product: U6 snRNA-associated Sm-like protein LSm3, putative
Exons: 4
Coding region: 1-270 (89 amino acids)
Biological process (GO): mRNA splicing, via spliceosome; P-body assembly
Cellular component (GO): U4/U6 x U5 tri-snRNP complex; P-body; catalytic step 2 spliceosome
Molecular function (GO): RNA binding
Source: RefSeq, a predicted model, not a curated record